CUUACAGAUGGGCAGCAGGACUACAGAAUAGUACCCCUAAAUGGAGAGAGAUUACAGGGCUGAUCAGAAAGGAUGAGAAACAAGAAAGUUACUCUUUAUUUCUGAAAGAGAGCAUUCUCCGAUUCUUCCUCCACCUCAAUCCCUGUUGCUAUGGAGACCAUCAAUGGGACUGAGACCUGGUAUGAGAGCCUGCACGCUGUGCUGAAGGCUUUAAAUGCCACUCUUCACAGCAACUUGCUCUGCCGGCCAGGGCCAGACAACCUGACUGAGGAGAAGCGGGCCAGCCCGCCUGGCCGCAAUGAUAACUCCUACAUGUACAUCCUCUUCGUCAUGUUCCUCUUUGCUGCCACUGUGGGCAGUCUCAUCCUCGGAUACACCCGCUCCCGCAAAGUGGACAAGCGUAGUGACCCCUAUCACGUGUACAUCAAGAACCGUGUGUCUAUGCUCUGAUGCUAAGAAGCCAGGGAUGGCAGAAGAUCAAGAUACCUGAGGAUUAUCUUCUGGGGACUCCAGAACUCAGCUGUGGGCCAUAUCCAGCCUCUGUGUCCUUAUCUGUAAGGUUAACAAGAAACAG
Molecule: messenger RNA, 574 nt
Organism: Odocoileus virginianus texanus
Lineage: Eukaryota; Metazoa; Chordata; Mammalia; Artiodactyla; Cervidae
Source: RefSeq, a predicted model, not a curated record